AUGGCGAACGUACAAAAUAGCCAGCAAAGCGAUUUUCCCUCCGAGAUUCUCCAAGCUCUCUCCCAAAAAGACCCGAUCCUCUCCACAGAAACCUUCCCGUCAAUAAAGUCGACAGAUCUCAAGGGCGCGUUAGACAGACUGGCUUCGCGGUCUAUGAUCACAUAUGAGACGAUCGAUCGAGAAGAAGCCAUUAUAGAGGCAGAAGCAGUAGGAAUAGCGGAAAGUGGCAGUCAUGAAGCACGAGUUUGGGAGGCCUUGCAAAAAAACAAAGAGGGGCUCACAGGUGCGGAGUUGGAGGCUGCCGUUGGAGACAAGAACGUUGUGAAAGUGGGACAAGGCAAGGCUUUCAAAUUAAAAUGGGUUGGUAAGGGGAAAGAUGGUCGUCUGGCUGCGCUGGUGGACUCGAUAAAAGACGAUACUCGAGAGCAACUACAAAUCAUACAAAAGACGCGCACACAUUGGGAUCCCAAGAUCAUCACGGACCUUAAGAAGCGAAAGCUUGUAAAGAUGCAGAAGGUCAUCAGUUUCAAAAUCCACAAGGGUCCAAAGUACGCCCUCGAGAUAGUGAAGGAGGAGACAGAUUUAACGGCAGAUAUGCUUGCUUCUGGUGCCUGGAAGACUGCUACUUUCAAGCCUUACAAUUUCAAGUCUCUCGGGGCAGACCAAAACGCUGGAGCUUUACACCCCCUCAACAAGGUCCGACAUGAAUUCCGCCAAAUCUUCUUUGAAAUGGGCUUCGAGGAAAUGCCAACCAAUCGGUAUGUCGAGACUGGUUUCUGGAAUUUUGAUGCUCUUUUCGUCCCUCAACAACAUCCAGCUCGUGAUCUCCAAGAUACUUUCUACAUCUCAGACCCAAAGACUGCAGAUAAACCUCAUGCCGAGGAUGCCGAUGACAAGGGAGACUACGAAUCGUACUGGAAGAAUGUUCAGGAAGUCCACCAGAACGGCAAAUAUGGUUCAAUUGGUUAUAGGUACCCAUGGGCGGAAGACGAGUCUCUACGAUUAGUCCUCCGAACUCACACCACCGCUAUUUCAACCGCAAUGCUUCACAAACUUGCUUCCCAGAAGGGACCAGAUGGACGACCACCUCCAGCUCGUUAUUUCUCAAUCGAUCGUGUUUUUCGAAACGAAACGGUGGAUGCAACCCAUCUCGCUGAAUUCCAUCAAGUUGAGGGUGUUAUUGCCGAUUAUGGAUUGUCACUGGGAGGUUUGAUGGAGUUUAUGGAGAUCUUCUUCAAGAAGAUGGGUAUUGAGGACUUGCGCUUCAAGCCGGCCUACAACCCAUACACCGAGCCCAGUAUGGAGAUCUUCAGCUUCCACAAAGGGUUGAACAAGCUGGUCGAGAUCGGAAACAGUGGCAUGUUCAGACCGGAGAUGUUAGAGGCAAUGGGUUUGCCGAAGGAUAUGCGUGUUUUCGGUUGGGGAUUGAGUUUAGAGCGGCCAACUAUGAUCAAGUACAAGGUCAAUAAUAUUCGCGAGUUGCUGGGACAUAAAGUUGAUUUGUCUUUCAUCGAGAGGAAUCCUGCCGUUAGACUUGAGAAGACAUAG
Lachnellula hyalina is the source of this 1548-nucleotide messenger RNA. RefSeq names its product Phenylalanine--tRNA ligase alpha subunit (gene FRS2). Gene Ontology annotation, biological process: phenylalanyl-tRNA aminoacylation. Gene Ontology annotation, molecular function: phenylalanine-tRNA ligase activity; ATP binding; tRNA binding. The record is from RefSeq and is a predicted model, not a curated record. The transcript is spliced from 4 exons. The coding region runs from base 1 to 1548 and encodes 515 amino acids. NCBI's taxonomy places the organism in Eukaryota, Fungi, Ascomycota, Leotiomycetes, Helotiales, Lachnaceae. Gene Ontology annotation, cellular component: phenylalanine-tRNA ligase complex; cytoplasm; cytosol.